AUGCGGGAUACUGAGGAGGUAUCUAUAUACUACCCCGACGCAACCUUUCAGUACGAGCUUGAAGAUUUCGAAGUAGCGAAUGGUACGGACAGCUCGCUGCAAGAACGAACCAAUGUCAGGGUUUGCGAAUACGUGAGUGUGCAACAUCUGGCAAACUGCGUUACUAUCGUUGCCGGGCUACAGGCUAUUGGUAUCGCGCUUGGUAAUGCUGCCAAGUCUUUGAGUAACAGCAAUAGCUGUGCAACUGUCAGCGGCACUGCCGGUAACGGCAAAGUCAAGUAUAGAUACUACGCUACAGGUCGUCACUGCGAUACCACAGCAGAGGCAAGCACCAUUGCUGGUGCAAUUGAGCAUCAUCUCAAGCAUGUCAGUGGGGGUAAGCUGUGCCGAACAGAGUGUUUGGAUCUCACGCACGGUGGUACUUGGAACGGUUAUCUUCUCGUCGGUCCCGCCAGCAAGUUUGAAAGCGACAUGUAUUGUGGCCCAAAGCUUCCUUUUACUAGUUGUGAUUCUGGUGGCAAGGGAGACUUGCACUAG
Molecule: messenger RNA, 537 nt
Organism: Fusarium pseudograminearum CS3096
Lineage: Eukaryota; Fungi; Ascomycota; Sordariomycetes; Hypocreales; Nectriaceae
Exons: 4
Coding region: 1-537 (178 amino acids)
Source: RefSeq, a predicted model, not a curated record